This is a messenger RNA of Saccharomyces eubayanus, 2424 nucleotides long. RefSeq lists its product as uncharacterized. Gene Ontology annotation, molecular function: RNA polymerase II cis-regulatory region sequence-specific DNA binding; DNA-binding transcription factor activity, RNA polymerase II-specific. The coding region runs from base 1 to 2424 and encodes 807 amino acids. Gene Ontology annotation, biological process: regulation of transcription by RNA polymerase II. Gene Ontology annotation, cellular component: chromatin. The transcript has a single exon. NCBI's taxonomy places the organism in Eukaryota, Fungi, Ascomycota, Saccharomycetes, Saccharomycetales, Saccharomycetaceae. The record is from RefSeq and is a predicted model, not a curated record.
AUGGCUGUCGGUCAGAAAAAGUAUAUAUGCUCGUUUUGUUUGAAGCCGUUUUCGAGAUCCGAACACAAGAUAAGGCACGAACGGUCUCAUGCGGGCGUGAAGCCUUUCCAGUGCCAGGUCUGCAAACACUCUUUUGUUAGGCGCGAUCUCUUACAGCGGCACAUCAGAACCGUUCAUAGAUCUUUCCUCUUAUCCAAUUGUGCGUCCGUUGUGGAUAGCAAGGCCGAGGAAACUGUGUCUCUUGGCAUCGAUGCUGCCGAUUCGGCUUCAACACGGGACAUCAAACUAGAAACAUUGGUCAAUUCAAUGAUCAAGGUCAACAGCGGGCUUAUUAAUAUCCACUAUCACAAAGUCAAAGUCGAGAGAACAGACCAGCAACAGCAGGGCUUUUCCGGUGAGUGUUCUUCUUCUUCUUCUUUGAAAAGGAAAAAAUCCCCCUUCAAACCGACCAAAAAGCAGCUAGAAACCUCUAUUAGCGCAAAGAUUUUGCAAGAAUAUUCUCUAGAAUUUACAAGUUCAAGAGAAAUUUUGACCUUCUUUAAAAUUGGUGUAAAGCAUUUGGUAGAGAAUAAUAUCUUUCAGGAUUUUUUCCCGGACUUGUUUUCCUCAUUGCAGGACAAUGAACUGAUCGAGGGAUUUUGGAUCCGCAGGCCCUUUGGUCUCAUAAUAGCGUGUCUGGGGAUGGCUACCUCGUUGAACCAGGACUCUCAGGAAUUAUGGUCUAUUUGUUGUACCAACCUGUAUGCCAGCUCUCCUCUAGACGACGAACGCAGCGGCAAUCAAGAGAGAGAGCAGCACGUCAUUUUCGCUCUGAUCCUAUUCUAUUCUCUUUUGGUAAUGUUGGAAAACAAUCUGCCUGUUUCAAAUUCGAUUAAGAAUUUGAACGUUUUCACCAUGCUUCAAAGUAUUCUGAAAUUAUUUGCUGUCACCUCCAUCACCACCACCACAUCCUCCAAUUACCAUUAUCUAAAUGCUUCUGGAAAUGUAUGGUUCAUGUUCAACCUUUGGGCCAACAUCUUGCGCGAUUCAAACAAUUUCAACAACGAUUCUUUGCAAAUUUUUAACUGGUUCUCAAAUCAAGAAUUGUCCUUGUCUACCCCGCUAAAGGACUUUUUAGACAAAGAGCCGCCAAUUGUGACAACUGAUUUAGCUUUGAGGCAAAUCAACGUUUUGGCCAAUUAUGCUUACGUCCAUUUCAUAAUAAAGAAAAAUUUUGCUCUCGAGUUGCCUAAUGUAUUUAAGGUGCACGAUCUGCUAAUAUACAUAAACGAGUGCUUCAUAGCACAGCAACCGAUUGCGUCCCAAAUUAGUGUGAACUCGCCCUAUUUUGCAACCGUCCUGAGUGCCAAAAUCACAGAAUGCAAAUCCAAAAGUCAUUGGUUAUUAUGGGAAACUAUUUGGUUUGAUUUCGUUGAUAAUUUGACUUUGAAAAGCGGGGCUGGGCGGAACAUGUGGUUUAUUGAUAACUUUCCUCAAGUAUCCGGCUCCUGCUUUCUGCACCAGUCCUCCUCCCUUAUCGACCAGACUUUGAUCACUACAAGCUUAUCCAUCGUCUCGAUGCUUCUGAAGCCAAAGUCUUUCAGCCUCGCGUCUUUAAACUCAAGAAACGUCCAAUUGAUUACAGACAUUGCGAGUUUCCAACUGAAGCUGUUUUCAUCCGAAUUGAUUGCAAGUUCUGACGUUUCUCCAUCUCAAGUAUCCCAACUGCUGAUGAACCCUAAUAUUGAGUUGUUGUUGUAUUUCUGGUACGACACCAUUUACAUACAACGCCAAGACUGCUUGUCUCCUGGAGAGAACGAAGAGUUCGAAAAGGUGGAAAUGUUCAUUAAUGAUUACAUAAUAACUCACCGGAAGAACUUAGUAACAGAUUCGCAUUCAAUCCUGUUUGAUUUCUGGUCAGACUCCUUUAUCGCAUACCACAUCCUGUUACAUGCUAUUGUGACUUCUCUGAAAGACAAUAUUCUCUACCCUUACUUGAUUUACUCUCCUCAUUUAAAUGACAAAACAAAGGCUUUGUUGACUGAUAUAUCUAACUGGUCAUGCUUCGCUCUUCAGCAGCCCUUCCGUAAAACUUCAAGAGGUUCCUUAUCCGUUGCUGCUGAUGCGAGAUCACAAUCAAUCACAUCGUGCUUACCACUCUCCCCCAAUUUUACAAGGAGAGAAUCAAACCACAAUAGAAUUCUUUUACCUCCUUUAAACAUCAAAGCUAUUGAACCAAUAUCAACAAGUAACUACACCUACUUGAAUUCGGGCCCUCAACAUCAAAGAGAACAAAAACCGUUAAGAAACGCAGACAGUAACAUUAAUUCUAAUAUCCAAACAAUUUUGAUUCCUCCUCAGGUAGACAAAGAAUCACAAAAAUUUUCCGUUGGAAAUGAAAAUAACCAAAGCAAAAAUAUUGAAAUUAUUGGCCAAAUAAAAUAA